Molecule: messenger RNA, 2514 nt
Organism: Penicillium odoratum
Lineage: Eukaryota; Fungi; Ascomycota; Eurotiomycetes; Eurotiales; Aspergillaceae
Exons: 5
Coding region: 1-2514 (837 amino acids)
Biological process (GO): peptide metabolic process; proteolysis; protein phosphorylation
Cellular component (GO): mitochondrial intermembrane space
Molecular function (GO): metalloendopeptidase activity; protein kinase activity; ATP binding
Source: RefSeq, a predicted model, not a curated record
AUGUCAUCACUAGAAGAACCGCCCUUCUUCAACACCAGUCCUUCCGAAUUGACUAAAUCAGCCUCGGACUUGAUCGAUCGCGUCAACAAAGCCACCAACGACCUUGUGCGAUCUGUAUCACCGGAAAUAGCAUCGUUCGAUAAUACGAUCAUCCCAUUCGCAAAUAUCGAAAAUGAAAUCAAGGGAAAAGUGCAAUACAUGGCUCUUUUCCAAGCCGUAUCUCCCAAUCCGGAGAUACGCAAGGCGUCUUCGAAUGCUGUCAGCAUAGUUGAUAAAGCCUACCUUGGCCUAUUUCGAGACCGAUCAUUAUUUGCGCUAGUCCACGCGGUACAAAAUACAUGUCCACAAGAUAGCAUCGAUGCUGAAGACCGGAAGUAUCUCAAAAACCUCCACUCCUUGUUUUGGGAUAACGGGAUUGGCCUAGAAGGCAGUGCCAAUGAGCGAUUCAAUGAGAUUUCAAAUAAAUUGGUGGAGCUACAAGUCGCAUUCAUGGAGAAUCUUGGCUCAGAUCCCGGUCAUGCCUCGAAGACUAGGGAUGAGCUUGUCGGUCUGGCGGCGAAAGAACUGGACAAUUUAUCGGAUGGGAUUCCGUUGAAGAAAUCACAAAUCAACAUGGUGCUCUCGCGUUGUCAGAACAGUGAUACUCGCAAGGAGAUCUUUCUUCGAGGCCAAAAUACGUUCCCCGAGAACGCCAAUCUACUAAAAGAAACCGUCAUCCUUCGAGAUGAAGCAGCCAGGUUACUUGGCUUCAGUUCAUUUGCAGCACAAAAAGGAGGCAACAAGAUGCUCAGUUCUCCUGAAUUGAUUCACCGGAUACUCGACGAACUUGCAGAUCACUUGCGUCCGAUCGCACAGAGAGAGCUGGAAAGAAUGAAACACUUGAGGGAGGGCUAUGAUGAUUCUUUCUAUCUGUGGGACUUUGAUUACUACCAUGAUCUUCUCCUACGAGAGCAAUACAAUGUCGACCAUGAGUUGAUAUCGGAAUACUUCCCGGCUUUGUUUACGGUCGGGAAAAUGCUCACCGUUUUCGAAGGUAUAUUUGGUUUAUUAAUCAAAGAGAUUAAAGAUAUACCCCAGAAGAGAGUUUGGCAUCCGGAAGUUCAAGUCUUCCGUGCUCAAUGUGCAGAGACAUUGCGGCUUCUAGGAUUUCUCUACGUGGACAUCUUCCCCCGAGCAGGAAAAUACAGUCAUGCAGCCAAUUUCAAUAUCUAUCCAUCCUAUAAGCCUGCACAAGGAGAGAAGCCACCUGUUGUAUGUACUGCUCUAGUAUGCAAUUUAUCCCAGCCGUCCCCGGGAAAGCCGGUGCUUCUGAAGCAUCGGGAGGUCAUCACUUUGUUUCAUGAGCUUGGUCACGGGAUACAUGAUCUUCUGGGAAGGUCCAAAUAUGCAACAUUCCACGGUCAUCGAACGGUUUCAGACUUCAGAGAGGCACCAAGUCAGCUCCUUGAAUACUGGUGCUGGGUCCCUGAAUGCCUUCAAAUGCUGAGCUGCCACUAUAGUGACUUAUCUUUGAGUAGCAACGAAUUGACAUCACCAAAGGAGGUUUCUUCCCUUCCGGGUCAUCUUGUUCGGAGUCUUUCUGCAGCGAAAGAAGUUAAUCAAGCCAUCUCUACACUAAGACAAAUUGCAUUCAGCAAGUUUGAUAUGCAAAUACACCACCCAGAAUCCCAUGGAGAGAUUCUUUCAAUGAACCUGGAUGAAAUAUUCAACUCUUUACUGCAGCAAACAACGCUUUUGAGUGGGCCUGAAGACAAUUUGAAAUGGGGAAAUGGAUUUGCAACUAUACCCCAUUUCAUGUGGGGACAAGAGGCAAACUACUACUCCUACGUAUAUACGCGUAUGCUCGCAGCUGAUAUGUGGCAUUCAGCGUUCGCGAGGAAUCCGAUGAGUCGAGAGACCGGACUGAAAUACCGAGAGCUAAUUCUAGAGCUUGGUGGAACAGGAAAUGAAAUGGAUGCCGUGAAGAAAUUUCUGAGAAAGGAGCCUACAGCAGAAACAUACUUGCGAGAUCUAACUCUAAAGACUCCAAGCGUUAUUCUGAUCAUUAUUGCCAUUUGUUUUGGGUAUCUGCGACACUUUCUCUCGGAACCCCCUGGGCUACGCAGAUACGGUUCAAUCCAAGGCAUCCAAGCAACGGGGGCCACUGCCACGGUGUUUCACUGCCAACUUCCGAAUAGCAGUUCAUAUGCCGUGGAGACCUUUCUGAAAAGGGCAAAUGGGGUAUCUGAGGACGAAUACUUGGCUAGCGUGCGCCACGAAUGGAACAUUGCCUCUAUUCUGAGUCACCCCAAUGUUUUGCCAAUACUGGAUAUUUUCACUGAUAAGGGAUCUUGGCACACGGCGAUGCCAUUCAUACCGAUCACAUUAUUUGAUCGAACAUUGGGAAACGGAGCCGCUUUGACUAUAAGCGAAGGAAAUUGUAUGGAGGGAGUGGCGUACAUGCACCAGCAAGGGGUUGCCCACUUGGACUUGAAACCCAAUAACAUUCUUCUUGAUGGCGACCUCGUAAAAUGA